Knipowitschia caucasica is the source of this 1440-nucleotide messenger RNA. The record is from the annotation of a GenBank genome assembly. NCBI's taxonomy places the organism in Eukaryota, Metazoa, Chordata, Actinopteri, Gobiiformes, Gobiidae.
AUGGGGGCUGUUCUGGACGCCUUCUCCCUGGCAGCAUGGGUGCCGUGCCUGUGCAGCAGUGCCACUUGUCUGAUCUGCAGUUGCUGCCCUCACAGUAGAAACUCCACAGUCACCAGAAUCAUCUAUGCCUUUUUCCUGCUGCUCGGGACCAUUGUGGCCUGUGUCAUGCUGUCGCCGGGCGUGGAUCAACAACUGAAGAGGAUUCCAGGCUUCUGUGGGAACGGGGCCGGAUCCUCUGUUCCAGAUUUUGAGGCGAAUGUCAACUGUAAGAUGUUUGUUGGCUACAAAGCUGUGUACCGGGUCUGUUUUGGCAUGAGCGUGUGGUUCCUGUGCCUGUCUGCUUUCAUGACUAAUGUUAAAAACAGCAGAGACCCCCGUGCUGCAAUACACAAUGGAUUUUGGUUCUUUAAAUUUGCUUCGUUAUUGGCAAUAACAGCUGGUGCCUUCUACAUCCCAGAUGAACCCUUUACUUACGUGUGGUUUAUAAUUGGUUCUGCUGGAGCGUUCUUUUUCAUCCUAAUCCAGCUAAUUCUGCUGGUCGACUUUGCCCACUCUUGGAACGAGGCCUGGGUGGGGAACAUGAAUGCCAGCAGCUCCAGAGGCUGGUAUGCAGCCUUACUGUGUGUGACUGUCUUCAACUACCUGCUGUCAGCCGUGUCUAUCAUCAUGAGCUUCCUCUUCUACACAAAACCGGAGCAGUGCCAGCUCAACAAGUUCUUCAUUAGCUCCAACAUGCUGCUCUGUAUUCUAGCCUCUGUCAUCUCCAUUCUGCCUAAAGUCCAGGAGAACCAGCCACGCUCCGGUCUCCUGCAGUCGUCCAUCAUCACCUUGUACACUAUAUUUCUGACCUGGUCGGCCAUGACCAACGAGCCUGAUCGCAGUUGCAACCCCAGCCUGCUGAGUAUCUUGCAGCACAUCGCGGCUCCCACCACGCCCCCCCUGGAAACGGAGAAUCAAACAGCCGUCAUCAUCAUCGGCACAGAGGAGCCCGUGCUCACCUCCCCCUACCUCAGGUGGUGGGACGCACAGAACAUCGUUGGACUGUCUAUUUUUGUCUUCAGCAUCCUUUAUUCAAGCAUCCGCUCGUCCAACACCAGCCAAGUGAACAAGUUGACAAUGGCGUCCAAAGACUCUGUGAUCCUUGCGGAGAGCGGCAGCAGUGUGGAGCUGUCGGAGGAGGUUUCCGCACACAGACGAGUCCAGGAUAAUGAGAAGGACAUGGUGCAGUACAGUUACUCCUUCUUUCACUUCAUGCUCUUCCUGGCCUCGCUCUACAUCAUGAUGACACUCACCAGCUGGUACAGCCCGGAGGCGGACUACUCGGUCAGCAGCACGUGGCCGGCAGUGUGGGUGAAGAUCUCGUCCAGUUGGGUUUGUCUGGGCCUCUACAUGUGGACCCUAGUGGCACCCAUGAUCCUCACCAACCGCGACUUUACAUGA